Molecule: messenger RNA, 17939 nt
Organism: Paramuricea clavata
Lineage: Eukaryota; Metazoa; Cnidaria; Anthozoa; Malacalcyonacea; Plexauridae
Source: the annotation of a GenBank genome assembly
ACUCGACUAUGACCAUAACUAUCCCAAUAAAUCCCUAAUAACCAAAACAGUCAGCAAAAAAUUUUAAUUUUUAAUUUCAGUGAAAAAUAUGGCCGAACUCACAUUGACUCUAUCACAACAUACUAAAGAUAUAAAUUGCUGUGCAUUCGCUCCAAACAGCCGUAUCUUAGCUUCAGGUUCUAGCGAUAAAACUGUGAGACUGUGGGACAUUUCGGAAGGCAAAGAAUUAGAUGAUUCACCUCUACAGGGACACAGCUAUCAUGUAUGUGCUUGUGCGUUCUCUCCUUUCGGAACUCUUCUAGCCACUGCUUCGACUGACUGUACAGUAUGGUUGUGGGAUGCGAAAACAAAUCAGAAGAUCACAACAUUUGAAGGACAUCGCGGUGCUGUCAGAGCAUGUGUAUUUUCACCGGAUUCCUUGCUCCUAGCUUCAGGUUCCGCAGAUGAAACUGUAUGUUUGUGGAGCACGAAAACCAAGAAACUUGUCCGGCGUAUUGAAGGCUUUGAAAGCAGUGUUAUGACAUGUUCUUUCACACCAGAUAACUUAUAUAUUCUUGCUGGUGGCAGUAAUGGUGAGAUCAAUCUAUGGGAAAUACAGAGUGGUGUUUGUAAAGCAUUUGAUAGGGAAGCUAAUGAUAUGGGAGUAAAUACGUGCUGUUUUUCUCCUACAUUUGGUUCUGCAGGUAUGUAUUUAACUAUUAAAACAUAAUUUCACAUAACAGCUGUGCAGCAUAGCUAGCGGCUUUUUAAAGGAUUUGGAGGUUGAGGUACUGGCAGUUAUGAAGGCAAGGCAUGAAAAGGUGAAAACUGCCCACAUAUCAACAACCCUUACAACUGCCAGCUACCGGACUGUGUUCUUUGCAAAAUUAUGUGUGCAGAAGGUCAAAAAAGUAGUCCUGUAAUUUAGCUUUUGAAGUAAAAGAUACACAUGGAAGAUCUUCCAAGUGCACAACAGAAUUAAUACACAUUCAGCAUACCACCAGCCUCCCUUCUGAGUACGAGGUCUCACCCAUGAUGACCACCCAAGGUGGCUGAGACUUGCACUAUCCCGGUAUCCUGAUGAAACCAGUUUUCAGUGUUCGACACCAGAUGUCAAAACCUUGUUAUCCUAUUUGGAUACCACAAAAUUCUUGGAUAUUAACCCAUUAAGUUACAUUGUGCCCUAAUAGGCAAUUCCAGCUUUUAGUUUAUGCCUGCAGGGGAUGAUGGGAAAUAAGGUAUCGUAUUGCUGAUUGUGCUGAACAAUUUCAACAAAAACUACUGAAACAACCGAAAUAUUUCAAUAUUUACAAGUAUAAGCUAUCAGUCCAUGUUUACACAGCCACCAUUUUUAUUUUUUCAGCUUAAUCAGCAAUGUGAUACCUUACUUCCCAUCGUCCCCUGCACACAUAAACUAAAAGCUGGAAUUGCCUAUUGUGAGCUACUUUAUUAUUUUACGCUGUCUAACACCAGACAAUUUUACUUGUCAAGGAGAGUAAACCCUGGUGCUCAAUGGAUUAACUGCCCAUGUGUUUAGUUUGUCUAAUACCAGAUGAUUUUAACUCAUCUGGGGUUAGACAGAGUAAAAUAAUAAAGUAGGGUGCAUUAAUUAGGACUCAAUGCAACUUAAUGGGUUAACCCAGCAUGCUCUCUUUGCUACUUAGCUUGAAUACUAAUUAUGAAGUGCUAGUAUCUAUAAUUGCAGGGCUCGAAACUUGAAAUUUUUGUCAGUAUCCAAGUGGAUACCAGCAUCAUAGAAUCUAGUAUCCAUCCUUGAAAUAUAGUAACCCAGAUUUGGAUACUAGAUAUUCUAUUUCCAGUAUCUAAGCAACCAGGCCUUCAGUUGCUGAGCAAAAACCAGGCCUUUAGUUUCAAUAAUAAAAAUAUGUAUUGAAAUUCGAAAAAAAUGAAAAUAACACACUGCGCCGAUACGAAAGAAAGCACCGUUUGUGAAAUUUUUUUUUUAAAUAUUCUGCCAAAAUCCGUAGACAUUAAAGUUCGGAAACAUGCCAAACGUCUAGAUGAUUAUCUACUAUCGCAAUUUCUAAGUUUUCCUAGUAUCCAGAACUUUGGGAUACUGAGCUUAUGAUACCCAGUAUCCAAAAUUAAAAUCUGAUAUCCUGUGGAUAUCGGGAUACUGCAAGUUUCGAGCCCUGAUAAUUGAUGUAACAGAACCUUGAUACAAAACUGCAGAACAUGUAAACAUGGUGGUGGGGUCCAGAGUGUUAUUGCAUACAGCCCCAGCCCUCUCAAAAGACAAAACAUAGACAGUUGUUUGUAUUUCCAGCAUUUGCAGAUUCUUUUGUUUGGUUGUUCCAAACAUGUCACUAUCAAGGAUUGCAAUAACAGGUUGUGAUUGGUGGAAUGUGUAAUAAACAUUCUUUUCCCUGAUUGGAUGUCACAAAAUUUUAAAGUUAUACUGUAUCUGGCUGUGCAUUAAAUUGAAUUGUUUGUUCAAAACUCACAGAUUGCCAGAAAAAUGGCAUAAUUUAACACUAGCCUAAAUUGAAAGAUAAUCAAAGUUCUUCCCUUAAUCCUUUAACUGGCAAUGCACCCAGAUGCACCCUACGUUAUUAUUUUACUCUGUCUAACACCAGAUGAUUUUACUCAUCAGUGGAUGAGUGCUGCCACUUUAUGGGUUAAUCAGACUAUCUGCCCACCUGUUAACCCUUUAAGUGGCAAUGUGCCCAGAUGCGCCCUACUUUAUUAUUUCACUCUGUCUAACACCAGACGAUUUUACUCAUCAGUGGAUGAGUGCAUGCUGCCACUCUAUGGGUUAAUCAGACUAUCUGCCCACCUGUUAAUCCUUUAAGUGGCAAUGUGCCCAGAUUUGCCCUACUUUAUUAUUUCACUCUGUCUAACACCAGACGAUUUUACUCAUCAGUGGAUGAGUGCAUGCUGCCACUCUAUGGGUUAAUCAGACUAUCUGCCCACCUGUUAACCCUUUAAGUGGCAAUGUGCCCAGAUGCGCCCUACUUUAUUAUUUCACUCUGUCUAACACCAGACGAUUUUACUCAUCAGUGGAUGAGUGCAUGCUGCCACUCUAUGGGUUAAUCAGACUAUCUGCCCACCUGUUAAUCCUUUAAGUGGCAAUGUGCCCAGAUUUGCCCUACUUUAUUAUUUUACUCUGUCUAACACCAGAUGAUUUUACUCUGUCUAAUGCCAGACGAUUUCACUCGUCAGUGGAAGAGUGCUGCCACUCAAUGAGUUAAUUAUUCACCACAUAUAUCUAGUGAGUUAGUUAUAGCUGCCUACCCCCUAAAAUAAACCUCCAGUAUACUUUUAUAAGCCCCCCAAUUUUGUAAGUUAAUGAGAUAUUUAUUAAGUUCCCUGCCCCACUUCCCCCUCACAACAAAGAUACAGGGUGUUUAAUAGAAGGAACAAGCUUUCGUUGGUAGGGAUGCAACUACCUGAAAAUAUAUUGGGAGGAUUUCAAUGUUUCGAGUGAAAGACCUUUGUAACUCCAGUAACGUCUGGUUACUCCAGACGAAGGGCCUUCGCUCUAAACGUCAAAAUUAUAGUAUCCUUAUAUAUCUUCAUGUAACUGCAUCUCUACCAAUGAAAGCUUGUUCAUUCGAAAGCGUGUUCAUUGUAUUGCCACUACCUAUACUAAAUUGAUGAUGCAGUAAUGAUGAAUAAUGCCUUGCAGAAAUUUUAUUCUAGUGCCCCUUCUCAAGUGAAAAAAUCUGUACAUUGAACCAACUGCCUAAAAAUCACAGUAUUUCCAUCCUUUCUUGCACUUCCAUCAUCAUUUGUUCGACUUUUUAAAAUUGAAGCCUGUUCAUCCAUAAUCUUAAUAGGGGUUUUAAUGGCCAGUUUAUGGGGCAUGAAAAGGCUGAAAACGUCUGGUGAAAAUAUUAGAUUUAAUUUAGUAGUAUACAUGAGGGAAGAACAGACUCCCCCAGAAAAUAUUGAGUGUUGAUUUUAGUAGUUACUGUAAUAGACUGUCAUAUUUUAAUUGUAUUUGCAUAAGAAAUGUUUUUGUAUAUAGACAGAAAUGAAAUAAAUAUAGACAGAAAUGAAUUUUUUUUAUAUAAGAAAUGUAUAUAGACAGAGUCAAACACAGAAAGUAUUUUUGAAACUUGAUAUUCUUGUACUUCACCUGCAAUCUGCAGACAGACUUAAUCAAUGAAUACUACUGUGCAGUUAUUUUAUGAAUCUUUAAUAUCAUAACAUGUUUCAGUGACAGGCAGUUCAUAAAUAUGGGAAUAUAAAUUUAGGUAACCAAUCAGACUUAAAACUAAGUUGCAUAAACAGUAAGCUACUUGUCUCUCAUGGAUGAAAAAGUACAUACUGUAGGUUAGGGUACGGCAGUACAUUGGCUCUUUAAAUUAUUAUUAUUAUUAUUAUUAUUAUUAUUAUUAGUCUUUAUUGAAUCAAAAGAUAAAAAUACAUAUCUUGAGGUACAGUCCAUGCUACAAUAUACAUUAUUCAUACUGUAUACAUUAUAGUUCAUACACUAUAGUUCAUACUGUAUGCCUUAUUUACACUUUGCUAAAAAGAUAACCUGCAAUGUUUAAUCAGUAUUAUAGUUCAUGCUAUAUACAUUAGUUCAUACUAUAUGCCUUACUAAAAAGAUAACUUACAAUGUUUAAUCAAUAACUAAGUCAUAAUUGAAUACCAAACCGUCCAGAUGGCUUGAUGGAUAUGAGGAUAAUUUCUCAAGCUACUCCCCAUCUCCUUCUACUUUGGAGUUGGUAACUUAUGUGAUUUGUUUAACACGUUGCGCAAACCAUAUUUCAAAUUGGUAACACGAAAGUGUGUAUUUUCAAGUUCCAUGUAACACAGAUACCAGUGGUAGUUCACCUCACUUCCUCCUUGCAACUGGUGGUGGAGACAACUUGGUUAAACUAUGGAACAUUUUCACUGGCUCAGGUAUAAACCCCCAGAUUUUUAUAUUCUAUCAAUCAUAUGAUCGAGGGGCAAAUCACUCUAAAAAGUGUAUGAGAUAUCAAAAAAUCAUGUGAUCUUUUGUGGGUUUUUAAAAAAUUUCUUACCAGAAUUUUGGGAUGAGCAUUUGAAUUUAUGUGCGUUUUUUUGUGAUUUUAAGUAAUUUUUUUGUAAUUUUUGUGCCUUUUUGUAAUUACGUGAUUUAAAUAUGUGAUUUUUCCCUCGAUGUGAAUAAUACAAUACUGUAUGUGUGUGUCCAGGUUUUCUUUGAAUACUUUGAAUGCAGAAAUAUAGAAUAAGAUUUAAAGGUAGCCCAUCAAAUAUUAAUUUCCUUUAAUUAAAUUUGAUAUAUAAAUAUUUUUAUUCUGGAUUCCAAGUCAACGAAAAGAAAGAGUGACAAGUUGUCGACGGCUUGUUGACAACUUGUACAAUGUUGUUGACUCAACAACUUGUUAACAAAGUUGUGAGUGACAAGCUGGCAGCAACUUGAUAAAAUGACAUUAUUGUUGCAACUUGUUGACAAGAUUUUUACAAGUUUGUUGUGAACACACCUUGUUGACAAGUUGUGAUUUUUAUGUACGUGUGUAGUAAGGAGACGUAGUCAAAGUGUGUUAUUAUAUUCUCAUUGUUAUUUCUAUAAAAAACCUUGACAGCGUAUUCAGACAAAUGCCACAUUGGCUACAGAUCCACAUUGGCUGCACAUGAAGCUCUAGUUUGGCAAUGCAAUUUCUCCAGCAACGGAAAACUACUCGCUUCAUGGUAAUGUUGAAAUAAAACUAUAUGUAAUUUAAAAUCUUCCAAAUGAUUCAACAUCAAAUAUUAACAUUUUAAAGCAAACAUAUUAAAAAGUAUUUUCUCCGUUCCCAGUCUCUGCCUGUGUGUAUUUUAUGCAAUAUCUUUGUGCAAGUUUAUCUCGUAUAUCUACCUAUACUGUUCAUUUUUUAUUUUUCUUCGUAUUUUUUACUCUUCCACACUACAGGGUGUAUAAACAAAUGAACAGAUAUGAAAUUGCUCUCAAUUUUGCAAAACAGCUAUUAGUAUUCAGUUUUUGAUAUAGCUUCUUUGGGUACUUAUAACGUAGAAUAGAAUUUCUCGAACUCAAAUUUUGUAAACCAGGGAGUGUCUUUUCCAACAAACUAAAAAUGGCUUGCGCACGAGAUUUAAAAGCUUUAAUCGUAUUUUGAGUUAAUGCAUGGGUGAAAAAUGUGGUGGGUGUUUAAAUACUGCACGGAAUUUACACCCCCUGGUUUACACAAUUUGAGUUCGAGUAUUUUUUUCCAUUCUACAUUAUCUGUACUCAAGGAAUCUAUAUAUGACAAAAAGUUGAUACCACGAGCUGUUUUGCGAAAUUGAGAGCAAUUUCAAAUCUGUUCAGUUUUUUUUAUACACCCUGUAUAGUUCAUCAUUAGUGACAAUGUUAUAGUCUGUGGUAAAAACCUAAUUUUAAGUCUUUGUACCACUUCCAUAUAAACGGCAUUAAUUAUUUGUUUAAUGUUUUAGCUCAGGAGAUAAGACAGUUAUCAUUUGGGAUCCGGUAAGUUUUGAUUUAUUCUUUACCAUGACAUAUCCAUAAUUACACUCUUUGCCCAGGAAAGAUAAUUAACAUGCAGUGGAGCUGUCAACUAUGAUCUCCAAGAAUUUAAAACUGGGGUGCAUCAGCAGUAGGACCUUGGUAGAUGACACAUGAAUGUACACAACUUUUUAAUAAAAUUAAUAAUAUUCACGAUAGUAUAUAAUUCAAGUUUCUUGUCAUUGAAAAGUUGAUCGUUCUCGAUGUACAUUUUAUCCAAAUCAAAUGCAUUUUUACUUUGUAGGCAAAUGGAAAUUUGAAUAUUUUCUUUUUUUGUUAGAUUAAAGCGACAGCUUUACACAGAGUAUUCGCGCACUCAAGGUAAAUAGAUGCAUAUUUAUUUUCAAUGACGUGUUUUCAAAUUAAUGACCUUAUCGUUUAUUGCGCUCUUGCCUGAAUGGCCUCGUUUCUAUGUUCCAGCAUGAAAGGCGCGCGUGAAAGUAAUAUCCCCAUGUUUCCCGGACAAAUAUAUUUCUCUUUGAUCUUUACCUCAAUCGCAAGCCUACAGGUAUCACUAAAGCCGGUUUUCCACUAGCGAUAUUUUUUCGCGCGAAUCGACUUUAUUCUUUGGUUCCAGCCGAAAGCUCAAGGACAAAAGCAAAUAGUAGAGAGCUUAAGCAAGCGACGUUUUUGUCACCACGGACGUCAGAUUCUGCCUCCUCCGUAGGCCCUCGUUGCGUCAUGGGAAGGUCACGAUCUGGCGAGGGCCUGCGGAAUCUUGUAAAAAAAAUGGCGUCGGCGUCACGUCAGCAAGUAAAUUUCUACAUAAUCUUGAAUAUAAACAGAUAUAAAAAAGCGGUGUGAAACUUAUAAAUUAAACUGGCGACUCUUAGGACGUGGAAGGAAGCAUUUUUUAACGAUAAGGUUUGUUGUCCACACCAAUGUUGCAUGAAUAAAACUGCCUUCUUUAACGAAGCAAGUUCAAAACAACAUUUAUUCAUUUUACAAGAUUCCGCAGGCCCUCUCGAAAUCGUGACCUUCCCAUGACACAACGAGGGCCUGCGGAGGAGGCAGCGUCAGAUUGCCGAGGGGGACUGGAUUAAAAACUGUGUUUGUGUCAGCUUGUGGUAAUCUUCAACAUAUAGGACAAAACAUGAGAUUUUUAAAGUUCCUUGCUUUCUUAUGCGAGUGCUAUGAUGCAAAAUGCCGGCAAAAUUUGAUAUACCAAAUUUCGGGUGACGUCGGUGUUGACAAUAUUGUACACGAAACAUGAUAAUACAAUCCGACAUGAACAGGGCUUUCAGAAUCAUUCUGAGUAGGUGGCUGUGGUGAUAAAGUAGGCGGUUGUGGGGAGUGGUCUAGGGAGUCUCAAACAAGGCCGGAUUUUGGUGGAAAUAGUGGGGGAGGUGGAAAAACAUUUAGGGGAGGUGCAGCGGUCUAGCUCACGACCCCCAUGGAAAGUUAGGGCUUAGAACGGACCAAAUUAAAGUCAACGAUGUGACGUACAGUAUGCAUGUCGUGUACAUGUGUAUCAGUGUAUUAAUGAAUCAUGACUGCACAACUCAUCCAUUUUUGCCCUUCAUUACAAUUACUACAAAGCUUCUUUCAAAACAUUGCAUUAAACACAGAGAUGAAUGGCUGUCACUGUUUCAAUUUUACAGAAAAACUUUGUUAUGAAGUGUACACCCUAAGCAACCAAAAAAUUUGAUCUAUCAUUGAAAAUUUCCCGGGGGGAAUUUGCAUGAGUUUUCAGGAGAGGUGCAAAAAUUCUCAGGGGAAGUGCAAAACGAUCUCAGGGGAGGUGCGCACCUCCCCUCACCUCCCCUCAAAAUCCGGCCUUGUUCUCAAAGUCAUACAUACAAAUGAACUAGUGUAUAUUGAGCUUUGUAACAAAAUUAUAAUGUAUCACUACUUUCAUUCUUCAACAAGAUAACUUCAAGAUUUAAGUUGGCGAAUAACAAAAUCAGUUUUAUGUAAUAGUAUGUCUUUUUCGAAAAUAACCAGGCUACAAAGUUGACCAGGUUGAGGAAAAAUAACUUUGUUUGAAAGCGUAGAGUGGAGGAUGGAGACUAGAAUUGAUAGUACUAAACAAAGUAACCGGCGGAUGACCUUGUGGCACGCGGCGGAACUCCGCCGGCCGCCGGCUUAUUUUGAAUGUCUUGCCAUGAAAAUGAUGCCAUUGGGGACAAGAGUGCAGUAAACAGUAAGGUCAAUAUGAGCACUAACUUGUGAAAAUCUUAUUAAUCUAAAAUCCACGAAAGGUAAAUCCCAAAAAGCUAAACAACUCCUCAACAACUGUCUGUUUUCUCUUCUUAGAUAUGUGACGUGUUGUGCGUUUUCACCAGACGGCAAAUAUCUGGCCAGCGGUUCAAAUGAUAGAACUGUUAAAGUUUGGACCCUUAAACUAUCCGAUACUUCAUGUGAGUAACAAUUCGUAACUACUAUUCUUUCAUUUAAUUAACACGAUGUUGGAUUAAAUUAUGCAUACUGUACCCUUCACCCCUUACUCUUCAAUGUUGGUGCCCAGCAAUACACCCUUUCGAUAAUUAUGUCAUCUGGCCUGGGAGCCUCGCUCUCAUGAAUCGUGAGCCAAUUACCUUGCAUAAUUUACUAAUGAGAGCGUAACCUGAGUAUCAGGCUCUCGGUAUUGAAGAGAGCCUGACACAAUUCGCCUCUACGGGCUUUCCACCCCCAGAAUAUCAGCCAAUUAAAAUUAUUUCCGGUCGUAGCAUAUUUCCGGUUGUCCGCUACAGGUAUGUAAAUACGCAAAUUUCGUUAUUUGCAGUUUUGUAUAAAUUUGAAUAAAUACGGAGAAAAAUCGGUAUGUUUUUGUCGAAAUAUCCACAUGAUGGAAUUCUAAGCGUAAAGUAUGCCUUAUUCGGGGAACCAUAGCUCGAUGGCUUUUUCCAGGAGUCUAAAUAGACAACAUUCGGCACUCUGAAUAGGAUUUCUUCUUCCUCGGUCCUCGUGUCAUGUUAAUAGUUUAUUCGAGACAGCUAUUCGCUUCAACUGCGUCUAACACAGCGGCUAUUGUCUUCAAUUUCUGCCUGAUGUUGGCAUAUUAGUUCGAGCGAGCUGACUACUAUAUCCUUGCAGGUCUUGGAAAACAGCUGGGCAAUAAACUGAUAAACAAGGCUUCAGCUUUUUGGAACUAAAUAUUUGAAAAUUUCCGAUAUCCACAUAUUUUCGUUCUACGGCGACUAUUACGGCGAGAUAUUUAGACACGCUUUCUACUAUGACUGUGUAUUUUUAGUUUUAUACCGAGUAAAACGUUGCUGCAAAAGCGUUUUUCAACGUCUUUUCGUACUUAUUUUGUCAUUUAAAAAUAAUUUUGGCUUAAUUAAUUGAAAAUAAAUUUCAGAAAUAAAGCACUUUUAAACAGUAUAUUGACAAAAUUACAAAUUCUAUUUUUGGUGUUUACAUACGCCGGUCAUUUCCGGUCAUAUAUUUCCGGUUUGAAUCACAUGAUGCGUUUUAUCGUCUCUUAGCCAAUCAGCAUAACAUCCAGAUUCUGGAUGUUGAACAUGGCUUUAGAGGCGAAUUGUGUCAGGCCCUCUUUCAAUACCAAGGGCCUGAUACUCAGGUUAAUGAGAGCGAGCCUCCUAGACCAAAAAGUAUGUGUGACGUAAUUAUCGAAAGGUUGUAUUACGAAUUGGUUGUUAAAUCGGAUAUUACCACGAAGUCAAGUCGGGCACAAGCCUGGGCAUAAGCAAGGGCAUUCUGUAUUUUUAUAAUCAGUUUAUAAAUUAUCGUAUUAAAUGUUUAGCUGGGCUCAUUGAUGGUGGAAACAUGGUACAGAGUCUUACCAAGAAUGAAAGUUUUUUACCACAAGCUACAGAACAAAAGGUAUCACUCUUUAAAUGCAUUAUCCACGACACUGGUUGCUGCAUAUUAAACAUGGGCGCAGUUGCACCUAUUAAACAUCUUAGUUUUCGUUUUAAUUGGUUAAAUUUUACCAGGAGUCGAUUAAUCGUAGCCACAUACAGUAAAACAACAUAAAGUUAUAGGGCGGACAUAUAUUUAUUGGAACUUUACUGUCACCGGUUAGAUUUCACCGCGGUCAAGCAAACUUUUCAGCUUGCCUAGUGUGGACAGCUGACUUUAUCAUUGACGUGUGUUGGGAAGUGUUAACCGCGGUUAUUAUUAACAAGGAAGUGUUAGCCGCGUUUAUUAUGCAGGGUGCGAAUCAAGAAUUUUUUCUGGCCAUGCUAGUUUUGACCUAUAAUUUGUGGAAGGAUUUUGUAGGUGGAAUUUCGUGUGUGAAUUUUAUACAUUUAUUAGACCCAUAGGCGUACGGGCGUUAAAAUUUUAGGGGGGAGGUCGCUUUCUGCCCGACGUCUUGUGACCCCCCCCCCCCCGACCGUGAACCAAAAAUCGCCCAAGUACAAAGUUCUUUUUUGACCUACAAUAUUUUUUUGUAUGAUGUUUUUCGAUGAACGUCAUUUUGAACUGUUUAUAGUUUUUGUGUUUCCUUCCCUACCAAGGCAAGGGAUUUUCAGUGUAUAAAAUUGAAUGAAAAGUUAGCCUACAAUUUUUCCGUGAAAUUAUAUUUUGGUCUACAAAAGUGCUUUUCGCAUGACGAUUUGUCAUUUGUACUGUAGGCCGUAAAUUUGGACCAUUACAUGUAAUUCAGACCCUGCAUGUCAUACUCUUUGAAGUUUUGCAGAAAAGUUUUUCAACUUGAAUUAGUAUAUGACGUACCAUAACCAUACCAAAACAACGUUACGGUACUGAUUUUCUUCCUUUGCUCUUCAAGGCUCCUGUUAAGAAAAUGACGUCAUGGACAGUGGACGAAGUGUGUAACUGGCUGAGUAAUCUUAAUCUUGAACAAUAUUGUGCAUGUUUUCGUGAGAAUGAAAUUGAUGGAACAGAACUGUUUAAUAUUACUGCAGAAAUCUUAGCAAAUGAUUUAUGUAUUGGUAUGUUUUAUUUCUUGUCGUUCUUUUUAUGACUAUAGGGCUGGCGAGGCCAGAUGUAGAGCUAUAGACUGAAACUGCAAGAAUUAGAAUAUGCAUAUCAAAAUAUUCAACUGUUCAAUCAUCAUUUGAAUAUGCAAGAAGUUACUCAAAGAAGAAUUAGUUUCCGCACGGUUGAUUUGCUUUAAACUAGAAAAUAUAUUCCUUUAGGUGUACCUUUCCUUAUUUUGUUUUGCACAGAAGACAAUUAAAGUACGCUGGUACAGAAAUGAUUUUAUUUGCAAUUUUAUUAUGUCCAUAGUAGUGAAACACAAAUGAUGAUUGACCAUCUCAAUACUCUGAUAUGCAUAUUCUAAUUUUCCAGUCUCAGCUAUAUACAACACCGCGGAAAAACGUCUGCGCAUGCGUCAACCUUGCCUGUAAUAGUAUUGAUAAGAAGCUGUUCCGAACGUUUCCGAAGGCUCAAAAUGGCGGUAAAAAGGAGUGACUUCAUUGCGCGUCUUUACAGCCAGAUUUCGAGCGCAAAAAUAAACAUGUCAUUCUAAAAACUAGGAAUAAAUACAGCCAGAAGGUUCAAGAAAUUGCAGACCUUAAAAUAUCGGUCGGUCACGGACAUUGUCCGACCCAUUCGUGAAAUUGUCCGACGUAGAAAAGAAACCACCGGACAUUCUGUCCGACCUAAGUGAAACUGAGGUUUAUUGUUUGUCCGACCCGAGUGUAUUGGUGUCCGACCGAACUGUAGCUUUGUCCGACGUAAAUCAAAAUGUACCCUUGCCCAGGAGGCCAGGACUAGAGGCAGGCUUGUAUGUUAAAUGGAAAAUCAGAGUACUAUUGUAUAAAAGGUCAACUGGAAAUGUUGUUUUAACGUAGUCGAGCGCGGGGCGGCGAGCGAAAUGGUGAAGUGGAAAACGGGCUUAAGUUGUCGAAGUCUUUUUGAUACUGCUGUUCUGGCAAGUAUGUAUGAAAGAAACAAAUUAUUUAAUAUCUUUACAACAUUUACCGUUUAUUCAUUUGUGUCAUUCAGACUUAUUUCCGAGUCAAAAAUGAACUGAAGUUCAUCGGACAUAUGUCCGACCCAAACUCAACUUCACCGGACAUUUUGUCAGACGGCCCUGGAGAAGAUAUUUUAAGGCCUGAAUUGUAUUGUACAAGAACAUGAACUAAAGGUGAUUGUUGACAAAUUUAUCGUCUGAAACAUUUUGUUUAUGAACUAAGCAACGACAAUUUCCGAAAAAAACUGUGUCGCCAAAUACAAAAAAAUUUCGUGUUCACAGUAAUUAAACUUUAAGAUUUAUUCUACAAUUUGAGUGGGUUAAGAAGCUUAACUUUUCGAGAGUUUUCUUAACUUUUGAGUUUGAAUUUUUGCUUUGAAUAAUUUUGCAAAAAUUUUCGAAGUCGUGUCCGUUAAAAUCAACAAUUUUUUACAUAAAUUAUAUUUCAUUCCAUACUUUAAAUGCCAGGACGCUUUCAAUUAAUGUCUAGUCUACCCAUUUGCUAUAUUUUCUCGUUUGUUUUACUAAUUUUUUACCAAUUAAUAAGCAUGUUUUUGUUUUAGAAAUUGAUAUUCAAAUUCCCCGCCAUAUUUUCAUAAUUUGGUGCAUGCGCAGACGUUUUUCCGCGGUGUUGCUAUAUACAUUAUAUACAUGUUAUGAUUCGACUGCAAAUUUGUUCCCAGCGCAGAACGCGUCAUUUGGAUGCGCAGUAGAAACUCCGAUUUCAUUUAUACAUCUGGUACUAGCGAUUUUUCAACCUUUGUAAAAAUGCCUGAAAAGCUCACGCUAGUAAGAUUACUAGAGUGAAAGAUAAAAAUUUGGAUUUGAAACUACUGAAAUUUAAUCUGGAUCAAUGACCAGUUUUACAUAGAAAGACUGACAAAACUCCUAUCUAGUGGAUAGUGCUAUCCAGCGUAUAAUUGACCUCGUUAUUUUAUUGACGAUAUAGACGUAGGGUUUGUGAUAUUCUGUAAGAUAUAUUAAUUUACCAGUAUUUGCAUAUUUUUAGGACCGGUAGGCCAUCGGAACAAAAUUCUGAGAAAUGUGAAAGAUGUAAAGAGGAAAGAAAUUGAAGAUAGUAUUCCAGAUGAGUUUCUGUGUCCAAUCACUCGAGAGUUGAUGACUGAUCCAGUUAUUGCUGCAGGUACAUAUACUGUAUUUAAAUCUUGUCUUACCUAUAUCUUAUAUAUAAUCGUAUAUAUCAGUUUAUCUUCUGCUUUUAUCCUACCUUACAUUUACCUUACGUAAUUUGAAUAUCGGUUUGAGGUAAAUGCUCACUGGAGUUGCGGAAUAACGGAAUUGUGGACACAGAAGAAAGGAAUAAAACGCAGAAAUAGAGAUAAACGCGGAUAAUAACAAUUCCCUACCACGUGCUCAAUCGGUCGGACUUUUUUCCGGGCAUUUUUUAGCCUCAAAGGGAGUAAAAAUAAAAUCGACAUAAAAUUGAUUGACCUAAUUUGAAAAUUUCCGAUCAAUUUUCUUUUUGGCGGAACCUUUCUCCGGACAUAUCAUAGGCAGGCUCUGAAAUAUUAUAUAUUAUUAUAUUUAUUAUAUAGUAGAGAGUGAGAUACUGAGAAAUACGCAGUGAGAUAUUUUCCAUAACUUCAUAUCAUAUUUCCAUAUUGAUCACGUGACUUUUCCCAAUUUGCUUUUGAGCGUGAAAUUUCACAAUUUUUUGCUUGGAACUAUAUAAUAAACAGAACAUUACACGGUGGCUUGAAGAUAUGAGUUUUAUCUUCUCGUGUUAAAAACAAUAUUUUACUCAUUCGCUGCGCUCGUUCGUAAAAUAUUGUUUUCACCACUCGAAGAUAAAAAUCCUAUCUUGGCGCCGCCGUGUAAUAUCCUCUAUAUCUUAAAUUAGGUCGAAAUGUUUAGUUUUUGAAUAAGAUUUUCACAAGUUAGUGCACUUUACUUCAAGCCUCGGAAUCAAUGGCGUCAGGCUGCAGUUAUCUUACGUAGCAAAAAAUGUAUUUGUACAAAUGUGUGAGUAAAGGCAUAGAGCUGUACUGUUCCAGAAUUUCAUCUUGGUUCCGGUCUUUUUAGGGUGGAAGAACCUUUGUUCGCUGUCGGUUUCGGUAUUUUUGAAAGAAGAACAAUUUAACGCAUUUGUUGAAUAAAUUGUAACAUAACUUUAAAAUAAACAAGUUAUAACAAGUUAAAUGAAACAAAAACAUGAUCUUAAUUUCUUAAAAGUUCCAUAAAAAAUCCUUAAAUAGGUCCAAAUAUCUUUGGAAAUUUCCUUCAAAGGGACUUAAGGUGGCUCCCUAGGGUUUUAUUUCCGGGGGUUACGUUCUUCGUAUAUAUGUAAACUAAAACUCGUGUCAGUCGUGUGACUUCAAAAUACGAACGAACGUUGUGUUUUAUAUGGAACUCUUUUUUUAAACAAAAGUGUGAACUUCUGAAAAGCGACUCUAUACUUUUGUGCGCGAGUUCACUCAUUUGCAUCCGUCAGAAACACCUACUCACCGACAAAAUUUGCUAGUGUGAAUCAGGCGUUAGUGAGAACGCUGGGAAGCUGCAAUAACACCUGGGAUACCGAAACUACCGGUUCUUUUGCGCACGCUCGGUGCUGGCCUACGGUGCUAAAAAACUAUACUGGACUGACCGAAUAUUUCGGUUAACCGCACAGCUCUAGUAAAGCAUAUAGUCAGAUCGUACUCCUUGUCAAAAUAAAAUGUAAAAAUGACACAAGAGCAAAAUGCAUGAACAUGGCUCUCAUCCUAUAACCAUCCUAGGAAAUAUAUUUAUCUUCCUGGCAGCAAAAUUCAAAAAUUAAAAUUUGUGUGUAAGUCAAGUAUAAAACAUUUGUAAAUUUCAGAGAACGUGUGGACUCUGAUGCCGCACAUCUCGACUUGCAAAAUGCUUCAUUUGGAAAUUUCAAACAAUAAGUAAAUUAUUUGGCAUUCCUGUAUAUAAGAUGACAAAAAUUUCCUGCAAGGUGCAAGAAACUUUCCUGCGAAGAUAUUUUGUUAAACAUUCCUGGCAGCGGUGCUGCUAGCGUUGCCGGACAUUUUCCAGCACUGCAGCUGACUGCUCCCAUUCGCUUUCAUUCAGUUACUCUCGGUAAUUUCAAAUAAAAAAGAACAAUUCAUUUUGUUUUCUUUAGACGGUCAUUCAUACGAACGUGAUGCAAUCCAGUCGUGGAUAUUGUCAGGCAAGUUAACCAGUCCUAUGGCUAACACACCUAUGAAACAUUCGAACCUUAUUCCAAAUAAUACACUAAAGAGUGUUAUUUCUAGAUAUUUUUCUACGGAAAAUGUUAGUGCAUGAAGGUGAUAUCUAAUAUCACAGCUUAUCGUGAUGUUUGCGGGAUUUUUAUUUAGCAAAAUAUAUUGAAAUGUACACACAUAUUUAACCAUGGCAACACAUCGCAGACGAUGCUAAUCCGAUAGCAAAUGAAAGCUUUUAGUUUCUGCUAAAGUAAGGAAAUAUUAUACCACCUCGUAGUUCAUUAACAUCUAUGAGUAUUUGAUAUAAGAAAAGCAAGCUCCCAAAUUUGAUAUGGAUGGAUUGUGUAAACAACUAGGGGUACAAACUGUUAAAGGUUUUUGAUCUACAGAAAACCCAUCAAGAUAUAUACUGUAUAGUUCUAUCAAGCGAGAUCCUCAAAAUCCUGAUAUUUCCUAUGCGGCGUGCACCACCCACCCAUGCAAUAUGCUCUGGAUGCAGAAAUUUCGUAUAACCGAUAUUCGAUGUGCUGCUCUUUUCUAUUUUCCCUUUUAUAUACUUACCUAUCACAUCGUUAGUUCUGUUUAUCAUUUGGCAAAAUGACUAAUUGCACCUUGGGGGAAAAAUGCACAUUCAAGGUUAACUGCAAUGGGUGAUAUAUACUGUCAGCUAAAUAAAUAAAAUAAAUAAGUUACGGGACGUCGUUGAACUCGAGAAUACCCUGGACACUAUACCUUCCCAAGUGAAAUUUUGAUUAAAAUAUUGGAGGUCAUCCUGAGACUCGUAGUGUAAAACGUAGUGUUGAGCGUAAUCUGAUCUUUAGUACAGUAAGUGAUGGAGUAAAGUUCUUCACCUGAAUACUGAAUCCCGCAGUUUUUAUGAAGGUAUAUACUGUAGUGUUCCAGGUUGCCUUGAAUUUAAUUGUUCGCCAGAUUAAAAACUGCACAAGUCACUUAAACAAGGUGUCCCCAAAAAAUGCAGUUCCAAAUUGUUACACAUGCAGCUAACUAUUAAGUAGUUGAAUGCGAUGAAUUAUUAAAAUUGAUGAAUUAUUAAAAGUGAAAGGUCGUCAAACCUAUUGAUAUUUAACACAACUCAUGCAUGAUUUCAUUGUGGUUCAUUGGGUGAACUAGGCUUUGUUUUAAAACAGCCAUAACAUUGGCUCAACAAGACCAAUUUAACAAUCUUAGUGUCAAAAUUCAUCUCUUAUAUAGAUCGAAUUUUCGAUGUCCAUUAACACUUAGCUGUGCAAGAAUCUGUGACACGGCUAUUGCAUUUUUUGAGACACCCUUUAUAAUAACUAUACAUGUACUAAAAUUGUUAUUAAUUGAAAGUAAUUAUUACGCAAGAAUUUUUAAACUAAAACUUGUUUGUAAUUCUAGGGUAAAACGUAAUUGUACAUAGUGUUAAUAAUAAUAUAACUGUCCAUUGAAUAUAUUCCCAACCAAUUUAAAACUGUUGUCUUGUGUCAUUUACGGAGUAAUUACAUUUAAAUGGAUAAAAAUUAUCUCAAAUUAUUAAACUAGAGAAUUGGCAAACAUCUGGUCACCAGAUGAAAGAUUAUGGUCGCAGUUGGCGACCUGGGGCCCGCUCAUUUCAAUCCCUGCCCAAUGAACGACUAAGUUGAUUAACUAGUAGUCGCUCACUGAAUUUCCUUAUGGAUUUCCUUUUUUGUGAUAGUAGCCUAAAUAAGUAUGUACGAUUUUCUCGCACGAAAUCAUAAUUCAAGUAGCUUGUAUCAAUUUUUCCAGUGAGUCGUUUCCUAAACGUCAGUCAUGAAAGCUUUUCUUUGUGUGUUAUUUUCUGAGAUCUUCCUGGUGUGACGUUCAACUGGCAUUGAAUUGAUACGUUGGAGUGUUUUUCCACGAAAAGAGUCGGAAUCACGAGAAAGACACUCCGAAGAUCUUGUACGGUUUCCGUUAAAUCUCCAUUGUUGAAAUACACCACGUGUCAUUUGCCAUGCGCCCAUAAGCUUGUUCCCAGGCUCCUCGGACUUUGUGGUCUUUGGUGUUUCAACAGAGAUUGUUUCCUCGCUGGAUGUUUUGUCUUGACUCAGCGGGCUGGGUGAUUCAGCUGGCUGUUUAAGUGUUGGACUGAAUGUUUCUGACUCGCUGAGUUGUUCCAGUUCUGACCAAUAACCCGAGCUACGUGGGGAAUAAACAGAACUUCGUGGUGAAGAGUGUUUCAUUUGGUACAAAGAACUUGGUCGUUUUCUUCUCUCAAUGCCUGAUUGUCUAAUUUGCCAGAUGUUUUCUUGAAUAGAGAGAUUAGGACAUGAUGGCCAUGUUUUAGGACGCAGUGCUUGUGUCUCUGGUGCUGGAUCUGGUGAUGAUUUGGGGCUGUCUUCGUCUAAUUCGUCAAUAGAACUACUCAAUGACCGCUGCUCUGGGGUACUGUCGUGCAUGGCUGACACGAAAGCUUCGCUAGAUACAUCUAGAAAGAUAGUUUUAAAAUUUUCCUGUAAACUUGUGGGUAUAGGCUGUG